UUGGCAUGGACCCUGCGUCAGGAGAAGUGGGGCGAGGCCGCGCAUCGCGUUGGUUAAGUAGAAUGCUUACGCCUAACGCCCAGAACAGCUAAUCUCAGGUCUUUUGGACGGCUCUUGACGUAAAGAAAAGACAUUGACUGUAGUCGAUAGGCGAGCGACAGUAUGUAUGCGAUAGGAUUCAAUCAAACCUCUGGAGUUGCACAAAGGGCCUUACAGAGUCUUAAGUACAUCUGCAGAGUCUCUAGCUGCCUGUUAGAUAACUGGUUCCGCAACAGGCUUCCAGUUAACGUACUCUAUCACCGAGCCAGUCAUAUCACUGAACUAGUCAAAAUCUGCCAAGACCAACACAACUCCGCACUUCACAGUAUGUCUUAA
Molecule: messenger RNA, 375 nt
Organism: Didymella exigua CBS 183.55
Lineage: Eukaryota; Fungi; Ascomycota; Dothideomycetes; Pleosporales; Didymellaceae
Exons: 1
Coding region: 163-375 (70 amino acids)
Source: RefSeq, a predicted model, not a curated record